This is a messenger RNA of Chaetura pelagica (chimney swift), 1617 nucleotides long. RefSeq names its product keratin, type II cytoskeletal 4-like. Gene Ontology annotation, cellular component: keratin filament. Gene Ontology annotation, molecular function: structural constituent of skin epidermis. The transcript has 9 exons. Lineage: Eukaryota; Metazoa; Chordata; Aves; Apodiformes; Apodidae. Gene Ontology annotation, biological process: intermediate filament organization; keratinization. The coding region runs from base 1 to 1617 and encodes 538 amino acids. The record is from RefSeq and is a predicted model, not a curated record.
AUGUCUCGUCAGUCCUGUGGCUUGGGAAAGGGGUUCAGCUCCAGCUCCGUUUGCUUCGGAGGGAGGAACAAGGUUGCGCUCGGCUCUGUGUCCCGAGGAGGAUGCAGGGGACCCGGCAACGCUGGUGGCUUCAGCAGCAGGAGCCUCUACUGCUUGGGAGGCAGUAAAAGCACCUCCGUGGGAGGGUUCGGCAGAGGUUUUGGGGUCGGUGGCUUCGGUGCUGGGGCAGGGUUUGGUGGUGGCUACGGUGGUGGGUUCGGCGGUGGCUUUGGCAGUGGUUUUGGUGGCUUUGGUGGAGGGUUUGAUGGCGGGUUGGGAGGUCAAGGCUUUCCCCCUUGCCCACCGGGUGGCAUCCGGGAAGUGACCAUCAACCAGAGCCUGCUGACCCCACUCCACCUGGAGAUUGACCCCGAGAUCCAGAAGGUGCGAACACAAGAGCGGGAGGAGAUGAAGCAGCUCAACGACAAAUUUGCUUCCUUCAUUGACAAGGUCCGAUUCCUAGAGCAGCAGAACCGAGUCCUGGAAACCAAGUGGAAACUCCUGCAGGAGCAGGGGGGCACAGGGACAGGGAGCAGGAACCUUGACCCCUUUUUUGAGACCUACAUCAGCGGGCUGAGGAAGCAGCUGGACUCCCUGGGCAGCGAAAAGGUGCAGCUGCAAGCAGAGCUGAAGAGCUUCCAGGACAUGGUGGAAGACUUCAAGACCAAGUAUGAGGAGGAAAUAAACAAAAGAACAGCUGCUGAGAACGACUUUGUGCUCCUGAAGAAGGAUGUGGACGGAGUCUACAUGACCAAGGUGGAGCUUCAGGCAAAAUUAGAUUCUCUGGCAGAUGAGAUCAACUUCCUGAGGUGCCUUUUCGAGGCGGAGCUGGCUCAGAUGCAGAAGACCGUUUCUGACACCUCUGUGGUUCUCUCCAUGGACAACAACCGAAACCUGGACCUGGACAGCAUCAUUGCAGAGGUCAAAGCCCAGUACGAGGAGAUCGCCAACAGGAGCCGGGUGGAGGCUGAGACUUGGUACCGAAACAAGUAUGAAGAGCUGCAGGCCACUGCAGGCAAGCAUGGGGACAGCCUCCGGGACACAAAGAUCGAGAUCUCUGAGCUCAACCGCAUGAUCCAGAGGAUACGGGCUGAGAUUGAGAAUGUGAAGAAGCAGUGUGAGACCCUGCAGAGCUCGAUCGCAGACGCUGAGCAGCGCGGGGAGCUGGCCCUCAAGGAUGCCAGGACCAAACUGACUGAGCUGGAGGAUGCUCGGCAGAAAGCCAAGACUGACCUGGCCCGGCAGCUCCGCGAGUACCAGGAGCUGAUGAACGUCAAGCUGGCCCUGGACAUCGAGAUCGCGACCUACAGGAAGCUGCUGGAGGGAGAGGAGUGCAGGAUGUCUGGAGAGUGUCAGAGCGCUGUGAGCAUCUCCGUGGUGGGAGGCGGCAACGGGCUGUGCCUGGGAGGAGGACUCGGGAGAGGCGGCUGCGGCACCGGCGGUGCCGGCUUCUGCUACAGCCUGGGAGGGGCUGGGUUUGGCUCUGGGGGGGGAUUCGGCUCUGUGGGUGGAGGGGCUAACUCCGGCACCAUUCUGAAGAAGACCACCAGCUCUACAUCUACCAGCCGGAGGUUCUAG